Messenger RNA from Prionailurus viverrinus (fishing cat), 1617 nucleotides. It is a transcript of the gene ETFA, whose product is annotated as electron transfer flavoprotein subunit alpha. Gene Ontology annotation, molecular function: flavin adenine dinucleotide binding; electron transfer activity. Gene Ontology annotation, cellular component: mitochondrion. The record is from RefSeq and is a predicted model, not a curated record. NCBI's taxonomy places the organism in Eukaryota, Metazoa, Chordata, Mammalia, Carnivora, Felidae. The transcript is spliced from 13 exons. Bases 254 to 1360 code for a protein of 368 amino acids.
GCUGCACUUCACCCGAGCCUCACCUUUGCCCUACUUCCAAGCCCAGUCCCUAACUUUCCGCCAACCCCGUUGGUUGCGCGACUGCCCAAUGGGCAGACAGAAACCGUGAGCUCUCGCUCUUCCCUUGAGCCGUUUCCGCUCUCGUUAGCGCGUCUCGCGAGCGUUACAGUGACUCGCAGAGGCGGCGCUGCUUGGUUGGGCUACCGGAGGCCGUGAGACUGACGGUGCUUCUAGGCGGACGGGAAUAGAGACCAUGUUCCGAGCGGCGGCUCCAGGCCAGCUCCGGCGGGCGGCCUCAUUGUUACGAUUUCAGAGUACCCUGGUGAUAGCCGAGCAUGCAAAUGAUACUCUAGCACCCGUUACAUUAAAUACCAUCACUGCAGCCAAACGUCUUGGAGGUGAAGUGUCUUGCUUAGUAGCUGGAACCAAAUGUGACAAGGUGGCACAGGAUCUCUGCAAAGUAGCAGGUGUAGCAAAAGUUCUGAUUGCUCAGCAUGAUGCAUACAAAGGCCUCCUUCCAGAGGAACUGACACCGUUAAUUUUGGCAACUCAGAAGCAGUUCAGUUACACACACAUCUGUGCUGGAGCAUCUGCCUUUGGAAAGAACCUUUUGCCCAGAAUAGCAGCCAAACUUGAUGUUGCUCCAAUUUCUGAUAUCAUUGCAAUCAAAUCACCUGACACAUUUGUGAGAACUAUUUAUGCAGGAAAUGCUUUAUGUACAGUGAAGUGUGAUGAAAAAGUGAAGGUGUUUUCUGUCCGAGGAACAUCUUUUGAAGCUGCAGCAACAAGUGGAGGUAGUGCCAGUUCAGAAAAGGCAUCAAGUACUUCCCCAGUAGGGAUAUCAGAAUGGCUUGACCAGAAAUUAACAAAAAGUGAUCGACCAGAGCUAACUGGGGCCAGAGUAGUGAUAUCUGGUGGCCGGGGUUUGAAGAAUGGAGAGAACUUUAAGUUGUUGUAUGAUUUGGCAGAUCAACUACAUGCUGCAGUUGGUGCUUCUCGUGCUGCUGUUGAUGCUGGCUUUGUUCCCAAUGAUAUGCAAGUUGGACAGACGGGAAAAAUAGUAGCACCAAAUAACCUCUGGUCCUCUUACCACCCUGGUGGCUUUCUUUUUUCCCACAGUCCCAUCCCCAUUCUUCAUUUGCAGAAUGACCAUCCCAAACUGCUGCCAGCUCAUGAGCUUUAUAUUGCUGUAGGAAUAUCUGGAGCCAUCCAACAUUUAGCUGGGAUGAAAGACAGCAAGACAAUUGUGGCUAUUAACAAAGACCCAGAAGCUCCAAUUUUUCAAGUGGCAGAUUACGGAAUAGUCGCUGAUUUAUUUAAGGUUGUUCCUGAAAUGACUGAGCUGCUGAAGAAAAAAUGAGUUACCAUAUUUCAAGAAGGAAUAUAUGUCAAAGUAUUCAGUUGAAGUAGAAAUUCAUGGCUAGUAUAAUCAAAAGUAUGAAGAGCUAAAUAUCGUAAUUUAAGAAAAAAUUCUCACAGAUGCCAGAAUGCUUUUUCAUGAGCCUGUUAUUAUAUUUCUUUUUAAUUAUUUGUGGUUCCAAACAAUUACUUUUUGAAAUUUUCUAAUUCUGUAAUAAAAUAUAUAAUAAUAAAACAUUUCCACAGCUUUAAAACUAC